Etheostoma cragini (Arkansas darter) is the source of this 1430-nucleotide messenger RNA. It is a transcript of the gene uck2a, whose product is annotated as uridine-cytidine kinase 2a. NCBI's taxonomy places the organism in Eukaryota, Metazoa, Chordata, Actinopteri, Perciformes, Percidae. The record is from RefSeq and is a predicted model, not a curated record. Gene Ontology annotation, cellular component: cytosol; cytoplasm. Gene Ontology annotation, molecular function: ATP binding; kinase activity.
CAUCAUCAUCAAAUGGGAGGAGUGCAGGCACCCCAUUGUGUGUUGUAGGUUGUUCGCUAGGAGCGCAUCGCGCUGCAGAUCAAGCAUGGCAGGUGACUGCGAGACAAAGCCAGGUGACCAAGCCGAAAAUGAGAAUAUUAAUCGCCAUCCUUUCCUCAUUGGUGUGGCUGGAGGGACAGCCAGUGGCAAGUCGUCGGUGUGCAGCAAGAUUAUGGAGCUGCUGGGCCAGAACGAGAUUGACCACCACCAGCGGCAAGUUGCCAUCCUCAGCCAAGACAGCUUUUACAGGGUCCUCACCCUAGAGCAGAAGACCAAGGCACUCAAGGGACAGUUCAACUUUGACCAACCAGAUGCAUUUGACAAUGACCUCAUAAUCGCGACUUUGUGGAACAUCAAGGAGGGAAAAACCGUACACAUCCCUGUUUAUGACUUUGUUUCCCAUUCCAGGAAGGAAGAAACGGUGACAGUGUACCCUGCUGAUGUGGUGUUGUUUGAGGGCAUCCUGAUGUUCCAUUCUCAAGAGAUCCGAGAUUUAUUCCAAAUGAAGCUGUUUGUGGACACUGACGCAGAUACGCGUCUAUCUCGAAGAGUGCUGCGUGAUAUAAGUGAACGUGGACGGGACUUGGAAAGCGUUCUAGCACAGUACAUUACUUUUGUCAAGCCUGCAUUUGAGGAGUUCUGUCUGCCAACAAAGAAAUAUGCUGAUGUGAUCAUACCAAGAGGAGUUGACAAUCUUGUUGCCAUAAAUCUCAUAGUUCAGCACAUCCAGGAUAUCUUAAACGAUGGUUUGACCAAACGGCUGAACGUGGAUGGUUAUGGAACAACAAAGAACCCGCCAAACGAUUCCAGCAGUCGGCUCCACUGAGAGCAGCUCUCCCCAAAGAGAGGAAGGAGGGUUUACAGGCACAUGCCAAAUGUGCUCUACCUCGUGGCUAACAAGGCAGGAGUAAUUUCCCAGGGAAUCAAAAAGUAUCUUUUUGGCAUCCUUUGUAGUCUAGUUUUGGGUACUGUAUGAGAUGGAAGAUUUAGAAAUACAAAGGGAAUAACUUGUAAUUUAAUAAAAAAAACUGCUGCUUGCCUUUACCACAGCACUGAAACUACUUAAAUACGUUUUUGUGUCUAAAAAAAAGUUUCAACACAUGCCAGCCUUUAACCAUAUAAUAAAUGCAGUGUAGCAACAUACUGUUUUACAGUGUUACCCUAUCUCACUACUGUUAAAGGCUAAUUCCCUUUGUCAAUGCAACUUGACACAUUUUUUUCUAUUGCUGUAUAUUUUUACUUAUUUUGAAAUGUACUAACAGACGGAAAUUGUGUUUGAUUCAUGUUGCCCCUAGCUGCACUUGCUUUGUCUUGUCUAAAACUAACAAACUAAGUUAUUAGUCAAAUAAAACAAUCAAUUCCCACCUCACAUUAUCUUGAUGUAUGGCAUC